This is a messenger RNA of Penaeus vannamei (Pacific white shrimp), 8432 nucleotides long. The record is from RefSeq and is a predicted model, not a curated record. NCBI's taxonomy places the organism in Eukaryota, Metazoa, Arthropoda, Malacostraca, Decapoda, Penaeidae.
UGGAACCCAUAGUUUUCGAUCAGUUGAAAGCGUCCCUUGAGGAAUAUAGACAGCGCUUUGGUGACGGGGCUUCCUCUUCUGGCGGGACACACGCCGGGGCUAAUAUUUCAGCGCGUGGGUCCUCCUCUUCUUACUCUUUCCCUUCCAGUAAUCCUAAGUCGAGCGAGGAGCACAUGUUCGAUUCGGGCACGGAGUCAGGGGACGAUUCGAGUAAAAACCAGGACGAGCUGGCCGUGUUCAUGGAGGGGGUGCGGGCGAACAUAGAAGAGGCCGUCCUUAGGAAUCGCGGGGGGAGUCAGGGGCAAACACACACAGACGAUGAUGAGUUUAGCACCGAGUUGAUAGGCGAAGUUAAUUCAGUGUUAGACAAGUUGAAGACUAAUCUUUCCAAGUCGAAGAGCCAGACCUUUUCUGGCUCCGAGGGUCAGGGGGGACAGGGAACGGAACUGCUCUCGCUCAUCGACCGCCUCCAGACUUCCCUUGGAGGUGUCAUGCAGGACCACGAGGUAGAUGAGCAGGGCAGGAUGGCAGACAAAGACGGUAAUGUAGCUCGCAAUCAUGAUAGCGAUGAGGAUGGGGAUGAUGAAGAGGAUGAUGAGGAAUAUGAAGGGGAGGAUGAGGAUGAAGACGAGGAUGAUGAUGAUGAGGAAUAUGAGGAAGCUGACGCAGAUAUGGUUGUGCAGCACAGCCCGGAGAGGAAUGCAAGUGGGGUCAUGAUGUCUAGUUCCUCGGGCAUCUUGCAUUCGUCCUCUUAUGCCUCUUCAGGGGCAGGCAGUCCUGCUGUUGUCACAGGAGGACUUAAAUUCAGUGUCAAUCUUAAUGAAGCCAAAGGCAUUGUAAUGAAAGUUGAUGAAAUGAACCAAGAACAUAGUCACAGAUCUCGCUCCUCAGACAGCUCGUGCUCAAAAUCACCAAGCAAGACCUACAGGACACACUCAGCUCACUCGACACCUUCAAGUGAUCGCACUUCUCUCGAAAGACAGGAAAGUCGCAGUGAAGCGCGGGUUGUCCUCAGCUCGGCCAUUGGUAAGUGCAAGUCCAGAGAGGAGCUGGUGAGGCAGCCGAGCACCGAGCAUGAACACGAGGAGGAAGAGGAGCCACUCCUAGACGAAGAGGGUAAUCAGAUUCGAGACGGAACACCCGACAGCAGACUCAGUGAUCAGGAAGGAUCCCGCAGGAAGGAGAGGAAAGAAAUACCUUGGAAAAUCAGGGCAGCAAAGAAACGUUUUGAGAAGCCAAAUUCAAAAGAGGAAUUCAAUAAAGGAGAUUCUGUUACUGCGCAUUUUGCUGGCACUCACAUUGUUCAGGAACGACAAAAAACUUACCGUGAUUUGUGGCAACCAAGGCCAACACCUUACAAAUUUCAACCCCUUCAAAGUCGUUCACAGAGUAAUGUUAGUGUAAUGAAAGAGAACUGGCGCCAGAUCAUUCAUUCAGGCUCGUUGGAGGAUGUUGGUUUCAUACACAAACCUGUUAUUGCUAAAUCGGGAGGAAUGACAAAGAAAGAAUACAGUAAACUUGUGACAUCAUUUUCAGCAGAGAGUAUUAGUCCUCACAGCCCAGCUACCAAUAUGCCUGUGGAGAAACCUGCAAAGCAGCAGGCCCAGCACGACAGCGAUAAGAGUGAUUCAGAAGACUCAGAUGAUGAAGGUGAAGUUUUCUCAAUCAAACCUUUUGACAGAGUCGGAACAAAGGCUCAGUUGCCAGGAAUAUUUCACAAACAUCACGAACCUUCCAUUGUUAAGCCUAGUAAGGUCUUCCAGAAGCUUGAAAAGCGUGAUGUAAUGAAGAAGUCAGACUUCUUUGUGGAACAGGCUCAGGCUCAAUCAGUUGAUGAACAAGACAUUAAGAAACGACAGAGGAGUCCUAAUCUGCAGCUACAGAAACCAACUGCACCAGUGAUUCCUCCUCGUCAACAGUUUGCUCAAGGCCCUGCUGUGCCACCCAAGCGACCAACAACCUUGGCCAUUCAACCAACUGUUCCAGACUGUCGACCUGCUGAUGCACCAGUGGAGCAGGAGACGGACUUUACAGAGGCACCUCCGCCAUUGCCACAGAGGGGUGAGUGUCCUCAGCCACCACCUGUCCCACAGCGAGUGGAUUCUGGCUCGGCAGAAUCAAUAUACAAACCUUGUCCUCCGGCACCUGUGUACCAGUUCAUUGCAGAGAAGCAACAAGGUUACUUGCUAUCAAAGUCUAAGUCUACUCCCUCUAUGCCACCAGGAACCACAGAAUUCUACAGGCCUCUUGGGAACUUUGCAAGCAGACGCAAGAAGAGCUUUGAAGAAAAACAGAGACUUGAAGGUUUUUAUAAGAUACACGCAGAUAAGGUCGCCAAAGCAAACUACGUGAGUCGAAUUCAGAACCAGCUGCAAAAGCAGAUAUCAGGAGAAGAGCAGGGAAAUGUCAGCAAAUGGACUGCCUAUAAAGUUUCUCGCACAAAGAGUGCCGGAUCUGUAGCAGGGAUGAUUAGUAAACUAGAUAGUAUUGAAAAUGAAAGUGGAGAUACUUGGACAUACCACCAGUACCACAACAAAAUGAACCCUGGAACUGGAAAUCCCGGUGAUGAGGAAAAAUCUUUGGCAGAUGAUCCAAGCUCAAAGUUGUUUACUCCUGAGAUGCUUGUCAAGAUCGCCGUCCACAAGGCUGCUAUCAAUAAGCAAUUGAGUUUCGGCGAAGAACAAAGGAAGACUGGGGCGGUGCGUGCUGGCUCUGCUGAUUCAGAUUUAGCAAGCAACCGCGAGAAAGCCAACUAUCGACGUAUGAACACAGUCACAGGUGCAGAGGUAUCGAGUUCCGAAUCUUAUAAUGUGUGGCAAGGCGUUCACCAGCACGUACAGCAACAGCAGAAGCUAAGGAAAAGACAAGAGGAAGAGGAUGAGAGGCUACUGGAAUUGCAUCGGCAAGAGUCUCUGAAGAAAAAGGAAGAACUUGAACAACAGCAAGAACUGCAAAGGCAGGAAGCAGCGAAGAAAAGGCAAGAGUUACAGAGAAAACAAGAAUUACAGAAACAAAAAGAACUGGAGCAACAGAGGCAGCAGGAAUUACAAAGGCAACAAGAAGCAGAAAGGAAAUUGGAACUGCAGCGACAGGAAGAAGCCCAAAGGCAACUCGAGUUGCAGAGACAACAGGAAGCUCAAAGGCAAUUGGAACUGCAAAGGCAACAAGAAGCACAGAGACAGCUCGAGUUGCAAAGACAACAAGAGGCACAAAGACAGCUGGAAUUGCAAAGACAGCAGGAAGCUCAAAGACAGCUGGAACUGCAAAGGCAACAAGAGGCACAAAGGCAGCUCGAACUGCAGAGGCAACAAGAAGCCGAAAGGCAGCUGGAACUGCAAAGACAGCAGGAAGCUCAGAGGCAAUUGGAAUUGCAAAGACAACAAGAGGCAGAAAGACAGCUUGAAUUACAAAGGCAACAAGAAGCAGAAAGACAGCUAGAACUGCAACGACAACAAGAAGCAGAGAGGCAGCUGGAGUUGCAAAGACAACAGGAAGCUCAAAGGCAAUUGGAACUGCAAAGACAGCAGGAAGAGCAGAGGCAGCAAGAGCUGCAAAGGCAGCAAGAAGAAGAGAGGCAGCGAGAAUUACGGAAACAAGAAGAACUGAAAAGACAGGAGGAAUUACAGCGACAACAGGAGGAACUUCAGAAGCAGCAACAGGAGUUGCAGAGACAGCAAGAGCUGCAAAGACAACAAGAACUGCAGAGACAGAAGGAACUGCAGAAACAAGAAGAGUUGCAAAAACAGCGGGAAUUGGAGAGACAACAAGAACUUCAAAGGCAACAGGAAGUACAAAGACAGCUAGAAUUUCAGAGGCAGGAAGAACUCAGGAAGCAACAGGAGAUACAACAGCAACAAGAAAUGCAGCGCCAGCAGGAACUUCAAAGGCAACAAGAAUUGGAAAAGCAACAAGAAUUACUAAGGCAGCAAGAAGAAGAAAGACAAAGAGAACUGGAACAGAAACAGGAAAUGUUGCAGCAACAGCAGCAACUGAAAGAACAACAGGAACUCCAGAUCAAGAUGCAGCAAGAGCAAAUACUGCGUCAACAACAACAGAUACUGGAACAACAGAGGUUAAUAAAGGAGCAGCAAGAAAAGCUUCAGAAUCAACAAAAGCUUCAACAAAUCCAGCAAACACAGCAAGCUUCAACAACAUACCAGAGUCAGACUACAGUGCAGACUAAUGUCUUCCAAAAGCAGAAUCAAAGCUCAGUACAGGCAUCUAUAGCACAGAAACAGAUGUCUCCCCCGCAGCAAGCAGUUUUCCAACCAGGAAAGCCAUUAAGUGCCGUGCAACAGGCUGUGCUUGAUGAAGAAUCACAAAAGGUAGCUGGAUCUACCUCAACGACAAGCACAAUUUACCAGAGGCAGAAGUCUCAGGAAGGUGUUCGCCCAGGGGCACGGCCACUUACCAAAACGCCCGUCACACGGCAGGGCAGCAUCGAGGGCGCCGCAGGGCUGGUCACCGCGGCACUCACCCGCCAUCAGUCUCGUGAAGAGCUUGUUCGCCGAAGGAGUCUCUCUGCUUCAGGCAGGACCGGUAGUCAGAACUCCGUUAGCCGUGGAUCUAAUGUAGAUAAUGAAGAAGGUUUUUGUGUUGACGAUGCAGAGGUGAAUGACGAUGAGGUGUUUGUGGAGUGUUCCCAGGCCAAAAUACAUCAUGGUGCUACUGGUGUCAAUGGCACACCAUUCAUUGCUCAGGUUAUUGGUCCCGUUACUUCUCCACCAGUUCAAGUGCAGUCUCCAAAAGUCCAUAUGCCACCUCAGCCAGUCCAGAUGCCACCUCAGCCAGUCCAGAUGCCACCUCAGCCAGUCCAGAUGCCACCUCAGCCAGUCCAGAUGCCACCUCAGCCAGUCCAGAUGCCACCUCAGCCAGUCCAAGUACAAUUUCAGCCUGUCCAGAAGCAGUCACCAGCACAAGCUCUGCCAAAAUCACCUCAGGAGAAGCCAGGACUCCGCCGUGUACAAAGUCAGAAGGGUUCCUCAGGCCCCGAGGUGCAAAAGGUAACAUCACCAGACAUGGAUCGCUCUAAGAGUUCUUCUGUUUCCUCUCUGCCGGAAAGAGCACAAUUACCCACCCAAAAGAGAGUCAGAGCCUUCAAUAAGAACUUUUCCUUCGAUCAGGUAUCGUUUGGAAGCCAGAGUUCUGUGUCUUCACUACCAGACUCACCAAAAUCAAUUGAAAGUCCUGAAGUAGCAAGAAAGGGUAUGUUUGGCAGCCGAACCUCUGCAAUUAAAGAAACUGAUAGAACAAAGAGUUCCUCUGUGACAUGUUUAACUGAAAGCUCUAGCAGUGUACAAAAAUCUUCUGUAAAGGUUGUUGGUGCUGCUUUCACCCCUGCAACACGUGAUACUUUUCGCGCAAAGAGUUCUUCAGUCUCUACCUUGCAGGAGGAUACAUCAGCAAAGCCCAUAGUUCAGAAUAUCAAUGCUCAGAAUGUUGGACUUGGUAGGCUGUCGCAGUCACUAAAGAAUGUUGCUGGAUCAGAAACAAAAGAACAAAGCACAUUCCUUCAGCAGGCUAAUCAAGGUGGCGCCAAUGUUGCUCCUUCAAGGUUGAAAGCAACUGAUUAUGUUGUGCCACCACUUCCAACAACUGCUAUGCGUCAGCAGCAACUUCGGGAACAGCAGGCUCGAGAACAGCAACAACAGCAGCAUAAGAAGGUGUCUCGUUGGAACAGCAAUCCCGACAACACCAUGAAACCCAAAGCAAAUGACUUUAAUGUCCCCCCUCUACCAGCCACAAACUUUGCUCCUCAGCAAGGAGUGUCAAGGUGGGGCAGUGUCCCAGACUCUGUUUCUAAGCCUAAAACUUCAGACAAUAUAGUUUCACCUCUUCUCACAUCCAGUGACCAAGGUCGUCACCAACGCACUCAAUCGUUAUCAUCCUCUCAACCGUCAGCCAUUCCUCCCCCUGUCUCUGGACCCCCAUUCACAACAAAUACCAAGAACGUUGCAUCUGCAGCUCUUAAAUUUGACCAGACUGCUACGUCAUCGAAAACUACAGGAGACUCCAAGACUUCCACUGUGUCACCCUUCGGCGUGUCCCGCACCUCCAAUACAGAAUCUCGAAGCUCCAGCCAAGUCAAUGUCCAAAAGAGUUCCUAUUCCUCAUCCAGCUCCUCCUAUAAGACUUCCUCCUCCAUGAGCAAAGUUGACAGCAAAAAGGUUGUGUCCCCAUUUGACAAGUUCAAGCAAAUGGACUCGCAGACCCCCCGCACACCAAAUCCCUUCUCCUUGGCCCUGCCAAUUAUCAGACACAAUGCUGCCACAAUCAAAAAAAUCAUCCUAGACUUCUGUAAGAGAUCCACAGCAGAGUACGAGAGUAAGGGAGUAAAGAUUGAGAACUUCAGCACAAGUUGGAACGAUGGUAUGGCCUUCUGCGCUCUCAUCCACCACUUUUACCCAGAUGCCUUUGACUUCGAUAAACUCGACCCCAAGAAUCGUCGUUACAAUUUCGAACUUGCUUUCAGAGUGGCAGAUGAGAAAGCUGGUGUGAUGGCACUCCUUGAUGUAGAGGACAUGGUCAUGAUGAAGAAACCAGACUGGAAGUGUGUCUUCACCUAUGUACAGAGUCUUUACAAGAGACUCAAGGACGAGUGAGAAGAGACAGCCAGAGCUUGUGUAUUACUCUUUCUAACUUUCAUUUUCUCAAAGGUGUAAUUUGAGAAAAUGUACCCUGUGAACUUUAUUUUUAAAGUCUAAGACUUCUGGUUGAUUUCCACUCGUGUCUUGUCCACUGCGACAAGUGGACGCAACAGAUGACUGUGUCACCUUCAUCUUGGGAGUGUCUGCAGCCCGUGUCGUGUGUCUGUCGUCUAAUACCAUCAUCAUUUGUUCUUCAUUGUCUCCUAGAUCUGAUACAGAAAAUGCCAUGUAGUUUUUUUGUUUUUGUUUUUGUUUUUAGUAAGACCUAGUAUUUAUUUAUUUAUUGUCCAUAUUCUUCUGGGACCAAAUUCAUGAACAAUCAUCCAGUGGAGUGUGUUCAACGUGAUCGAAAGAAGUUGAAAAAUAUUCAAAUUGUGUUAGCAAAAGAUUCCUUAAAAGUGUAUAAAAAUUUGGAAAUCUCAAAGAGCAUUCAAGGCCAUAUCAGAGUUCCAUGUGUGCUGACAGAAUGUUGAAAAGUGCUGAGGGGAAAUUCAUCAGUUUUGAUGUCUGAAAAAUAAAUUAAAUACUUUUGUAAAUUCCUACAUAUAUAUAUGAAAAAUAUAUAUAUAUCUUGUGUUGAAGACAAAAAAAUAAAAAGCAAAAAAAAAUAUUCAGAAAUUGCUGAAUAUCCCUUUUGGAGCAUGGGAUGUUUAUAUUACUAUGUGUAAACUCGUUCCAAGACUUUUUUCUUCAUUAUUGUAAUUGAAUUUGUGGUAAGAGGUCUCACGUUCACAUACUCUACGAGUAGUGAAUGUUGUGCUGUGACGUAUGUCUAACAUGUGCUAAACUUUGUUCUCAUAAAGAGCUCAAUAUAUUUGUCUGCAAAGGUAUAUAAUUUAGUUUAGCCUCAUUGAAUAUGAAUAACCAUUAUUAGGGUUAGGGUGAUGCUUUUUAUAUCAAGCUAUUCUGUUCUACAAAUUUCAGUUUUAUUUCAAAGGUCAUAUGUUGCUACUAUGAUUUAGAUACGUAGAUUUUCUAGUAUAUACUCACUGUGCUUUAUAUUUUCACAGUCUAUUAGAUAAUUUUUGCGUUAUUAACAUCAUUACAUAAGUUAUUACAAAAUUUGUUGGUAAUAUUAUAUUUGUUUAUUUAAUACCUGCAAAAAAGAAAAAUAAGCAUAAAAUAUUUAAUGUUUAUUUAAAGAGUCAAACGUUUAUCAAGUUAAAUGUUUUUCAGCUCUUUCUUUUCAUAUGUUAGAAUAUUAGUUGAUAAUAUAUUAUUAUUAUUUUUUUUUUUACCUUUCGCAGCUAAAUCUAGUAAUUUUGUGCUGUGAUACUAUUGUGACAUAAUCUGGUGCCAAGCAGUGACUUAUAGAUAAGAUUAUCGGUAUAGUAUAUAUUAAGUGACUUAAAUGUUUAAAAGAUAAGACAUUAAGGGGACAAAGUAAUAGAGAAAUACUGCUUUGCGAAUGGAAUUUACCCCCAAGGUUCCUCUGUUAGGGUAGUGCUUGAUUUUUUUUUUUUUUUUUUUCUUCAUUUUCUUUCUCUCUCUUUUGUACAGAAUUCUUUAGCCUUUUUGGCACUACUUCCUUUAGUUUUAUGUGGGAUACUCUGUGUAUGUAACAUGUUUUAUAAAGUAUUUCUAACCCGUUUCAUAUUUUAAUGAAAGAUAUAGGAUUAUGGCUUCACAAUAUACCACAAUAAUCUCUUAUAUAGCUAAGAAGGAUCUUCAGUAUGUAUGUUAAUGUCAUAUUUGUGUGCUUAAUUACAAACAUUACUAUGCGCUAUUUCCAAGCUUAUGGAGCCUUAUUGCUGAAAAGUUCUAGUAGAAUAAAUGUGAAUACGA